Molecule: messenger RNA, 1704 nt
Organism: Haliotis rufescens (red abalone)
Lineage: Eukaryota; Metazoa; Mollusca; Gastropoda; Lepetellida; Haliotidae
Product: ras-related and estrogen-regulated growth inhibitor-like
Exons: 6
Coding region: 223-864 (213 amino acids)
Molecular function (GO): GTP binding; GTPase activity
Source: RefSeq, a predicted model, not a curated record
GUUGUGACCAUCGCGUAAACGUUAUUUCCUGUGUAAACCAUCCCAUCGCUUUGGAAUUUGUAUGAAGGGCUCAGUCAUUGUACAGCUUAUCUCGGGAUCAGAGGCACCCGGCACGUGGGUGCAGCAUUAGAAGAAACACCUGGAAGUACAGCUACAUUAGCGAUUAGCGGGGACUUGGAUAUAUAUAUUGGACUAGACUGGACAAAUGUGACAAGCACCGCUAUGAAGGGACCAAUUCAAAUUCUUGUUCUUGGUAAAGAAGGAGUUGGAAAAACUGCUCUGGUGGUCCGCUUCUUAACGCGCAGGUAUCUCACCGAGUUUGCGCAACUGGAGGAAGUGACGUACGAACGGCCUGUGUAUGUGGACGACCGCCAGGUGACGCUGCGAAUUACUGACGUCAGCGGAAAGAUCUUGGAGCGCCGCUCGUCUUCAAAAGAAAUCUUUUCUAAAGUUGACGCAGUUGUGGUGGUCUACUCCAUCACAGACAGACAGAGCUAUGAAGUCGCAGAGAAUAUUGUAGAUUGGCUCAAGCGGGACCGGAAGUCAAACCCCAAUCUUCCAGUGUUGGUGCUGGGGAAUAAAUGUGAUAUGGACCACCUGAGGGUGUUAUCGCGGUCGCUCAACAACUUCGACAGCGAGUACCAAGGCGUCGUCUUCCUCAGCACGGAGUGUUCAGCGUGCGAGGACUCCGACGGCGUUGUUGAUGCAUUCCACAGCCUCAUCAGGAAGGUGAUAGAAAAGCGAGAGGGUUCCACGAAGAGCCAGCGCAAGCUGUCACACGUGCCGCUCGGGUCGCCGAAACAGAUCCGCGCAACCAUCAAGAGACGCUUCAGCGUGUUCAGCAGGGAACGGACAACUUUGUGAAACACACGAGAUUGAAACCACACACACAGCAUCAUUGAUAAUCCAGUUAUCACCAUUUUUGUUCUGAUACAAUUAGCUUGGACCCAUUCAACACCAUUGAUUCGUUUUGAAAGUGACGUAACAUCUUAAUUCUCUGAUCUGUAACUUCGCAAAGAAUUUCUCUGUGCGUGGAAUUUAAAAUUUGUUUCGGCUUUUACUCAUGACGAAGCUAUGGUGGAGAAUGGGUCCAGGGUAUUUAUCACGAUAGUAUGGAGAUAUAGUGCUCUGCAUUAUCGAGGAUGCGCCAACAGAGACGUAAUUACAAUGUUUGGACUCGCAUCAAGACUAACUACAAUGUAUGAGUCCUCCACAAUGUAACUCCGUGUCCGUCAGACACCUGAAAAUCGAGGUCAGUUACAGGUCACAAGGACAGUCGUUGGGUAAGCAUAUUCAAGUGAAUAGCUUUCUCGGUUCCAGAUUCUCGUAGACAUAAAGCGACCUUGAUAGCUGCAAACAAGAAAUUCAAUCUGAUAUUUUAUUGCGAGGUGAUCCUCGGAAUGCCAUAACUGUCACACCUGCUCAAAACACGCAUUGCCUUCUCAUCCACUCAUUCAUUGGCUUACAGGGGCGGUCGGGUAGCCUAGUGGUUAAAGCGUUCGCUCGUCACGCCGAAGACCCGGGUUCGAUUCCCGACAUUGGUACAAUGUGUGAAGCCCAUUUCUGGUGUCCCCCGCCGUGAUAUUGCUGGAAUAUUGCUAAAAGCGGCGUGAAACCAUACUCACUCACUCACUCAUUGGCUUACACUGUUGCGAUGCGUCCUUUAAGUUGACACCAUUACGUACAAGCUAUACACCUGGAAAA